Corapipo altera (White-ruffed manakin) is the source of this 1233-nucleotide messenger RNA. It is a transcript of the gene APOA5, whose product is annotated as apolipoprotein A5. Gene Ontology annotation, biological process: positive regulation of lipid biosynthetic process; cholesterol biosynthetic process; phospholipid efflux. Bases 136 to 1209 code for a protein of 357 amino acids. Gene Ontology annotation, molecular function: phosphatidylcholine-sterol O-acyltransferase activator activity; cholesterol binding; phospholipid binding. Gene Ontology annotation, cellular component: blood microparticle; high-density lipoprotein particle; extracellular region. The record is from RefSeq and is a predicted model, not a curated record. The transcript has 4 exons. Lineage: Eukaryota; Metazoa; Chordata; Aves; Passeriformes; Pipridae.
GGAGUGCCGGACUUCGCCCCCCACCCAGGGUGCCCGUUUGUAUUCCCGGGGGAAAAAAGCCGAGCACGGCGGGCUGGGUAUCCGGCGGGAGCGGGCAGCCCCAGGAAAGCCCAGCAGAGCCCAGCCCAGCAGACCAUGCUGCUGAAGGCUGUGCUGCUCCUCUCCCUCCUGGCUGCCUUCCCAGUGUCACCGGCCCAGGCGGGGAAGGGCAGCUUCUGGGAAUACCUGAGCCAGCUGACAGGGGACAAGGACAGCCUGGAGCGCAGCCAUGGCAAGCUGGGCAAGGACAUCACGAACCUGAAGGAAAGCAUUCAGGAUGGAGUCAGCUACAUGGGAGACUUCCUGGGGAAGCUGUCACCCCUCCCCAGGGGCCCCCAGCCCCAGCUGUCCCAGGACUCGGACAGCCUGCGGAAGGUCAUCCGGAGGGAGCUGGAGAGCCUGCGGGUGAAGCUGUCCCCGUACGUGGACGAGGUGCACCACCAGGUCGGGAAGCACCUGGACGACCUGCGGCACCAGCUGCAGCCGUUCACGGAGGAGCUGCUGGACGAGGUGUCCCUGCGGGCGCGGGACCUCCGGCGGCAUCUGCUGCCGAGCCGGGAGGUGACGGCGCAGCUCCUGGAAGGUGCCGGCGAGCUCCAGCGCUUCAUGGCCCACUACGCCGACAAGAUCGCCUUCCACACGGACCAGGUGAAGGACAUCUUGCACCCGUACGCCGACAGGCUGGCCACCGAGAUCCACCGCAACGUGCAGGAGCUGCACCGCUCCGUGGCCCCCCACGCCCGCGCCACCCCGGAGCAGCUCAACCAGCACAUCCAGGAGCUGUCGGCCAAGCUGACCCGCAACGCGCGGGACCUGCACCAGCAGAUCCAGAGGAACCUGGAGCAGCUGAAGGCGAAGCUGAGCCUGUACCCCGAGAGCCUCGGGGAGCACCCGGCCCCCCCAGGCCGAUACCGGGAGGCGCUGGCUCGGGAGGUGCAGCGGCGGGUGGAGGAGUUCCGGCGGGACACCUACGUCCAGAUCCAGGCCUUCACGCGGGCGCUGGACCAGGAGACGGAGGAGAUGCGGCUGAAGCUCAGCGCCCGCCCCGACCCGCCGGAGGAGCCGCGGGACGCGCCGCCGCCGCCCGUGGAGGACCUGCGGGCGCAGCUGGACGCGCUGUGGAGGGACCUGGCGCUCAGCCUGGGCGGGGAGGCGGGCGGGGAGCGGUGAUGGGCGGGGGCCGCGGGCCUGGGU